AUGUUCCCAAACGAGGAGCCAAACGUCUGGUAUCUACCAUUCCUGUCGCCCAAGAAUUCGCCGAGGGUCGCCAGUGUGACCGGGGCCUGUCGCUUCUCCCGGGAUGGAGUUGAUGUUUCCCCCAGUCCUCCUUUAGAUGCCCAGCCGGUGACGUACAAGGAGCCUGCCUUUUGGUGUUCAAUUGCUUACUACGAGUUAAACAACCGCGUGGGCGAGACGUUCCACGCCUCGCAGCCCUCCCUCACUGUAGAUGGAUUCACCGAUCCCUCUAAUUCGGAGCGUUUCUGCCUCGGCCUCCUCUCCAACAUUAACCGUACUCAGCAGGUGGAGAUGACGAGACGCCACAUUGGUAAAGGUGUGCGAUUGUACUACAUUGGAGGCGAGGUGUUUGCCGAAUGUUUAAGUGAAAGUGCUGUGUUCGUACAAAGUCCAAACUGUAAUCAGAGAUACGGAUGGCAUCCAGCGACGGUCUGCAAAAUACCACCAGGUUGCAAUCUUAAAAUUUUUAACAAUCAAGAGUUUGCCGCCCUGCUGGCCCAGUCGGUGAACCAGGGGUUCGAGUCGGUUUAUCAACUCACUCGUAUGUGUACUAUCAGGAUGAGCUUCGUCAAGGGUUGGGGAGCCGAGUACAGACGACAGACUGUAACAAGUACUCCAUGCUGGAUUGAGAUUCAUCUGAACGGACCGCUGCAGUGGCUGGACCGAGUCCUGACUCAGAUGGGGUCACCAGGACUACCAUGCUCCAGUAUGUCUUAGGUCAUAGGUGAAAGGUCAACAUCAAUAGUCAUAUGAUGAACUGAAAAGUGAAUUAUCAAACUGGAUACUUAUAUUUGUAACUGUUUUACAAAAAAAAAAUAUAUAUAAAAACAUGACAAAGUCAUUGGUAUGUCACGGUUGUAUGAAUGACGUAGGACGCUUGAUAGAGAAAUAGGAGUCAUUGCCUGUAACGGCAGGACAGAUGGACAAGUGCUCUGUGUGUGUGGAUGGAGGGUCAAAGGUCAGUGUUGAUGCAGAAAUAUUCCCAAGUAGAAAGCUGUCAGGAUAUAGUGAUUUUUGUGGAGAAAGAAUGUUUUGCUAGUUGGAUUGCUCCUUGACAUGGAUGAAGGAACGAGAUUUUGUGGAUCUGUAAUACAUUUCUUUUAUGAAGAUUAAAAUGUUUGACACAUACAUCUCUUCAAAAAUCACCAUGGUUACAAAUGGUGUUUGGAACUCUUCUGUGGAUAAAGGAAGGAAAUGUUAAAUAAACUGUGAUAGAAUGAACCAUCUGCAGUGAUGAAGUACCAUCAGUUAAAUGGAACUCUUCUUAGUGUGGAGGAAGGAAAGAAGUGUGAAACUCUUUAUUGAGGAUAGAACGACAAGGCCUGGAUCUCUGCUGGAAGAUGUUGCAGGUGAACCAUCUUCUGGUUAUGGAGGAAGGAAAAGUGUUACAUAUGGAACUCUUCUUACUGUGGAGGAAGGAUAAUGUGGUGAAUGGAACUCUUCAUAUUUUAGAGGAAGGAAAAUGUGACAAAUGGAACUCUUCAUAUUUUAGAGGAAGGAAGAUGUGACAGACAAAUGGAACCAUUUGUCAUUUUUAAGAAAUAAAUAAAAUGUUCUUAAAAGAUCAAUGAUUAAACAUGAUAUGUAGAACAUAUCUAAGAGAGUUUCCUCAAUUUUCAAAUUUACUUGAAAACUUAUUCUGUUAUUUAUUGUGCUGCUGGAAAUCUUGUUUCUUUCAAGUAUUUUCGCACUAUUUUGAUAGAUGUAGAGGAAACAUGUAUUUAUGUCUCAUAACGAUACUUUGGUGGUUUAAAUGUAAAUGGCCGUCCAAAUGGUAUUAAUCGCUUUGUCUGACAGUGGGUUUUUUUCUGGGGACUUGAAUUGAAGCUAUUUCAUGUUUGUGCCCAAAACUCAAAAUUUGCAUUUUACUCCUGAAAAUGUCCUAUCCAAAA
This is a messenger RNA of Mizuhopecten yessoensis (Yesso scallop), 1931 nucleotides long. Its product is annotated as mothers against decapentaplegic homolog 2-like. Gene Ontology annotation, molecular function: DNA-binding transcription factor activity, RNA polymerase II-specific; I-SMAD binding; RNA polymerase II cis-regulatory region sequence-specific DNA binding. Gene Ontology annotation, biological process: transforming growth factor beta receptor signaling pathway; regulation of transcription by RNA polymerase II; SMAD protein signal transduction. The coding region runs from base 1 to 756 and encodes 251 amino acids. Gene Ontology annotation, cellular component: heteromeric SMAD protein complex. The transcript has 6 exons. The record is from RefSeq and is a predicted model, not a curated record. Lineage: Eukaryota; Metazoa; Mollusca; Bivalvia; Pectinida; Pectinidae.